CCGGUCGGAGCAGUGCGCGUAGCAGAGUGAGCAGAGUGCGUCGCCGGCCGCAGGGUUACGCGAGUUAGUGAGUGAUGUGAGGUUGGUGACAGUGUGAGUGAAGUGACAGUGCUGUGCUCGACCUGAGGAUUGAGGAUUACCGCCGUGGACUCGCCGCGCCCUCGUUCAUGGUGACCGAGGUGGCUUCCAAGCUGCAGCCGAGCGCUCUGGAGGCUUUAGGGGCUGGCACCGGGCGUGGAGCCAUGACCAUCCACGACCUCGCCGUCACCACCACCAAGCUGCUGGGCCCGGGGCCCGCGCCGGACUCGACCGAGGCGCUGCACCACCACAUCACCAUGCAGUCCCUGCACCACCCGGCCAUGCUGCCGCGGUCCAGGUUCAUGAUCACAGACAUCCUGUCCAACAACAAUAACAACAGUUCGAGCGACAACAACAACGGACUGCGGUCGCCGUGCUCGUCGCCGGCCUCGGUGUCGUCGGACGGGCCCAGGGACCUGUCGCUCCAUGCGCGCGACGCCGACCCCCACGGCGACGCCGACCUGAGCGACGACCACGAGGAGUCCGGCACCGACAGCGGGCUGCCCGGGGAAACGUCGUCCGUGUGCUCCAACGGCCACAAAGACGAGGGCGGCUCGCACAGCGCCAACUCGUCGUCGUCGUCAAUCUGUCCGUCCUCCAAGAAGCAGCGCAAGGCCCGGACGGCCUUCACCGACCACCAGCUGCAGACCCUGGAGAAGAGCUUCGAGCGACAAAAGUACCUGAGCGUCCAGGACCGGAUGGAACUGGCCGCCAAGCUGUCCCUCACCGACACGCAGGUCAAGACCUGGUACCAGAACCGAAGGACCAAGUGGAAGCGACAGACCGCGGUGGGGCUGGAGCUGCUGGCCGAGGCCGGCAACUACGUGGCGCUGCAGAACCUGUACCCCUCGUACGCCAACUGGCCCAACUACCCCGGGCCGUCGCCGGCCGCGCUGCCGCUGGCGAGGUCCGCGCCGUCCGCCGCCGAGCUGUUCUACCGGCAGCAGGCCGCCGUGUCCGCGGCCGUGAGCACGCUGCAGAAGCCCCUGGCGUACCGGCUGUACCCGCCCGGCAUGGGGCUGCUGCCCGGGCCGUCGUCCACCCUGCCCGGCGGGCUGCCGCCCCGGGCCCUCGCCGCCUCCUCCUCCCUCGCCUCCCUCUCCAGCUACUACAACUCCCCCGGCGGCCCCCACCCGCCCCCCGCGCACUUCGGGCAGCACGGCCCGCCCGCGCGGACGCCCUCCCCCGAGCAGCACCCGCACUCGCCGCGGACGCCGCGCACGCCCGAGUCCAGGCACGGCUCGGUGGACGUGGAGGAGGACUCCAACGACUCGAGAGUGGGCGAUCUAUGAGACCAACACCUUGGUUACCGUUCACCCCGCCGUGCCGCGGCGUGCCGCGGACCCAGGGCCCUGGCCGCACCGCGCGCCAUUUAAAGCUUUAUUGUGAUUGAAGACUGUUGUUGUUGUUGUUAGUUCUGGCGCCACGAGAGUAGCUUUGUGAUAUGUCUAUGUACUCAGCAGAACAGACAUUAUAAACAGCGACGGCCUGUGCAGUGCCGGACCGCAGUGCAAUUCGUAUCAACUUUUGUUUUUCGUCGACGUGUAAUGAUGCUUUUCUUUGUUAAAAAUGUUAUUUUUGUCAUGUGUUUUAUUGGAAUGAAGGCCUUACCACUUUCAACCUGGGUUGUAUUUUGACUGUCGGCUUAUAAAGCCCACUCUUGUUUCCAUUUGUUUAAAAAGCUUCUUUCUCCUGUGAAAUUUACGAUUCUCACCGACCCGGUGCCUGUCUUGUGUGCUUGUCAGUGGUUCAAGGUUCAUAAAAUCGACUUCAUUAUUAGGCACAUCAUAGAUUUAGCUUGUUGAAAGUUUCUUUUUUAUCCUAAGGCUUUACAAAAUACGGCCUACCAAAUUUUGUUCUUGUCGUUGUUGUUAAUGCUGAUGCUGCGAUGCAUACUUGUAUUUGUACAUUAUUAGCUCCAUAAAAAAGAUUAUCAGUUCACUGUAUAAGCCCUAUAUUGUACAAUCAGAUACAAAUACAGUAUUAUUUUAAUUUAUAAACGUAUUUUAGAGACGCUGAACCUAGUUAGAUUACUCAGGAACAAAGUCUCUUGCCAUGUUAAUUUUUGUUUGUUAUGAUUAUAAUUUUUUUUUGUAUAUAUGUGAUCAGAUGUUCUCUAUAUAGUAUGUUUCAUUGUAAUGAUUGUAAAAUAUAGCUAAUUACUUCAGAAGCGCUGUUCUCACUGCUGUUGCGAGUGAGACAGGGUGUCACGCUGCCCAACACCAGUGAGGCUAGAGCUGUCGUUUCCAAAAUGUCCUGCUUUGUAUGUGACUAUAUAUUUGAGUUGAAAGUAUGGGAAUAAACCUGAAUGAAGUGCAAUCUACGAAAA
This is a messenger RNA of Thrips palmi, 2407 nucleotides long. RefSeq names its product homeobox protein B-H1-like. Gene Ontology annotation, biological process: cell differentiation; regulation of transcription by RNA polymerase II. Gene Ontology annotation, cellular component: nucleus. Gene Ontology annotation, molecular function: RNA polymerase II cis-regulatory region sequence-specific DNA binding; DNA-binding transcription factor activity, RNA polymerase II-specific. NCBI's taxonomy places the organism in Eukaryota, Metazoa, Arthropoda, Insecta, Thysanoptera, Thripidae. The record is from RefSeq and is a predicted model, not a curated record.